AUGGAGGGAGGAAGGGAUCAGCCGAUGGCACGUUCCCUCCUAUCCGCCAAUCCGUUCACUUUAGAGAUACAGGAAUAUUGCGCCCCUAAAAACUUUCAAUGCCCGGUAAUGCCCACAUACGAUGGAACAGAGGAUCCCAAUGACCACCUGAUUGACUUCCAAGCAAAAAUGAUGAUAUUAGGAGCAGAAGACCCAAUGUAUUGUAGGGUAUUCUUUUCGACACUGAAGGGGGCAGCACAGCGAUGGUUUUUAUCACUACCACCUCGGACUAUUGAUUGUUUCGAAACCCUGGGCGAGCAAUUCUUGACAUACUUUGCGGGGAGCAUAAAGACUAAAAGGCACUUCACAGCCUUAACCGCCGUACAACAAGGGGAGACGGAGACCCUAAAGGAAUUCCUCGGAAGGUGGAAGAAAGAAAUACAAACGGUGAAAGGUCUGGAUGACCGGACAACCAUAACAUUAUUUAUGGAGGCCUUAAAAGCUGGCGAUCUGUUCGCAAGUCUCCGAACUGAUACCCCAGAGACAUACGCUCAGGCCAUACAAAGAGCAAACAGAUACCCGAAACAGAGGAGGCCGUACGACAAAAACAGAGACGGCGAGAGAAACGCCCGUUGGAGGAAACGAGAACGCGUCCAGUGGAUCGAUCGUCGAAACGAAGGGAUAGGAUCAAUCCUAGCCACCCGCCGGUAG
Molecule: messenger RNA, 690 nt
Organism: Ipomoea triloba (trilobed morning glory)
Lineage: Eukaryota; Viridiplantae; Streptophyta; Magnoliopsida; Solanales; Convolvulaceae
Exons: 1
Coding region: 1-690 (229 amino acids)
Source: RefSeq, a predicted model, not a curated record